CCAUAACCUCAACACAUCUGUUACACAGCCAUUGGUUUUUCGUUUUUAUGGAGGUCAUCAAGCUAGAUAUGGAGACAUUCAUGUCGCUUUUCUCUCUACUGCGGCCCCUGGUUGUGUUCUUUGUUUCCUUUUCUGUAUUCCAUGUGAUGCUAUGUCGAUUUGUUGGAGCUCGGAAACUUUCCGGUAACGACUAUGGUCAUGGUCCUCCGACGUAUCCCAUCAUCGGAUGCUUGAUCUCUUUCUACAAGAACAAAACCCGUCUGCUUGACUGGUAUACAGAGCUGCUAGCGGAAUCGGUUACUAACACGAUUGUGGUGAGGCGGCUCGGGGCACGGAGAACAAUCGUCACUGCAAAUCCCGACAACGUUGAGUACAUUCUCAAGACAAAUUUCAGCAACUUCCCCAAAGGAAAACCGUUCACCGAAAUCCUUGGUGACUUUUUGGGGUACGGAAUAUUCAAUGUUGACGGGGAGCUCUGGCUUGCUCAGCGCAAGUUAGCGAGCCACGCCUUCAGCACCAACUCGCUGAGAGAAUUCGUCGUGAACACUUUAGAGGAGGAAGUGGAAAACCACCUGGUACCGGUGCUGGAGCGGUCGGCAGAGACGGCGGUAGUGGUGGACUUGCAGGAGCUGUUACGAAGAGUGGCGUUUAAUAUGAUAUGUAAGGUCUCGUUAGGGAUAGAUCGCUGUAGUUUGGAUCCCUCUUUACCGGUUUCGCCUUUGGAUAGAGCGUUUGAUAUGGCAUCGGAGAUAUGCGCCAGGCGCGGGGCUGCACCGUUGUUUUUGAUCUGGAAGAUUAAAAAAUGGCUUGGAAUUGGAUCGGAGAGAAAACUCAAGGAUGCUGUUCGAGAAGUUCAUGCUUAUGUUGCAGAAUUAAUCGAAGAUAAGAAGAAAAAGAUCGGAACAGGAGAUAAUGAAAUGAGCAGUAACCAACAAGAUCUGUUGUCGAGAAUGAUCGUUGCCGGUCAUGAAGAAGAGGUGAUAAGAGACAUGAUGAUUAGCUUCAUCUUGGCGGGGAGAGAUACGACUUCCGCUGCAAUGACAUGGUUGUUCUGGUUGCUUUCCUGCCAUCCAGAGAUAGAGCGGGAGCUGUUAAAAGAAACAAGCGCCAUGGCACCGGAAAAAAUGUUAGAUUUUGAAUCAUUGAAGAAACUGAAACUUUUGAAAGCUUGCAUAUGUGAAUCCAUGCGGCUUUACCCGCCUGUGGCCUGGGAUUCCAAGCACGCCAUGGAAGACGACACGUUGCCGGACGGAACACCAGUCACAGCGGGAGACAGAGUGACGUAUUUUCCUUACGGCAUGGGAAGAAUGGAAGCGUUGUGGGGGAAGGACCGGUUCAAGUUCAAACCAAGCCGAUGGUUUAACUACAAUAGACUAGGAGGUUCGUUAAAGGAGGUAUGUCCUUAUAGCUUUCCCGUUUUCCAGGCCGGACCAAGGGUUUGCCUUGGCAAAGAAAUGGCCUUUAUUCAGAUGAAAUAUUUGGUUGCCUCAAUUCUCCGAAGGUUCGAAAUCAGACCGGUCAGUUCAAACAGGCCGGUCUUCGUCCCACUCUUGACGGCUCACAUGGCCGGCGGACUAAAAGUUCUGGUUCACAAGAGAGAUGUAUUAAGAUAAAAAAAAAAAAAAAGAAAAAAAGAAGAGAGAAGUCAAUGUCUCUGAAUUUUAUAUUAGAAAAUGUAUGAGCAAUGUAGCAUGCCAACAUGCCAUCAUGUUGCAUAUGUAAAAUAUUAAAUAAUAAGUCGAAAA
Messenger RNA from Rubroshorea leprosula, 1745 nucleotides. NCBI's taxonomy places the organism in Eukaryota, Viridiplantae, Streptophyta, Magnoliopsida, Malvales, Dipterocarpaceae. The record is from the annotation of a GenBank genome assembly.